CAAUCUCUCAAAAGCAGCACAAGAUCGAAAAAUUAUUAAAAUAAUGGUUUGAUAAUGUUGUAUUUUAAAAAGACCGCUAUAAAUAAUUUAAAAAUUCGGUCCUAGCGCCAUCUAUACAAGAACGGCUCAAACUACUUGACAACUUACCGACUGUCGCAGUUGCUUCAUCUACCUUCCGAUAGAUGGCGCUAUUAAUGUCUGUGAAAUAUUGAAUCACAAUGUCAAUGUCUUUAGAUUCUAUUAUAUAUCUUACUCUUGUAGCACUUUUAUGGGGUAUAACCAAUCCAUUUAUUAAAAGAGGAGCUAAAGGGUUAGAAAAUGUGAAAUCAUCUUCUAAAUUUGGUCAAUUUUUUAAGGAGCUUGGAUUUCUUAUUACACAGUUAAAGUACAUUAUACCAUUUAUCAUCAACCAAGGAGGUUCUUUAUUAUAUUUUUUAAGUUUAAGUACUGCAGAUAUAUCCCUGGCUGUACCAGUCACUAAUUCUCUUACAUUUGUGAUAACUGCAAUAACUGGUUGGUUCUUAGGUGAAGAAAAAAUACACAGAAAUAUGUACAUGGGGAUGAUAUUGAUUUUAAUUGGAACAGUUCUUUGUUGUUGGGAUAAAAUGGAUAAAACUGUUCAGAUUUAGUGUUUUAAUAUUUAAAGUGUGAUUUAAAUAUUUAAAAACCAGUUUCUAUGAAGUGUUCAGAGGUGUAAAAUUUGCAAAUACAUAAAGUAUCUUGAAAUUCUUGAAAUAAAAAAAUAAAUUAAUCUUUAA
Messenger RNA from Osmia bicornis bicornis, 758 nucleotides. Its product is annotated as transmembrane protein 234 homolog. The transcript has 4 exons. Lineage: Eukaryota; Metazoa; Arthropoda; Insecta; Hymenoptera; Megachilidae. The record is from RefSeq and is a predicted model, not a curated record. The coding region runs from base 219 to 629 and encodes 136 amino acids.